This is a messenger RNA of Globicephala melas (long-finned pilot whale), 4714 nucleotides long. It is a transcript of the gene GALNT9, whose product is annotated as polypeptide N-acetylgalactosaminyltransferase 9. Gene Ontology annotation, cellular component: Golgi apparatus. Lineage: Eukaryota; Metazoa; Chordata; Mammalia; Artiodactyla; Delphinidae. The record is from RefSeq and is a predicted model, not a curated record. Gene Ontology annotation, biological process: protein O-linked glycosylation. Gene Ontology annotation, molecular function: polypeptide N-acetylgalactosaminyltransferase activity.
GCGGCGGGGCGGGCAGGAGCCGCACGCCAGCCGAGCGCCUGCCGGCCCGCACCUCCGUCGUUUCUCCGGGCCCCGAGGCCCGCCCCGCCGCCCCCGAGACUGGGCCGCGCCCCUCUGCAGAGGAUGCCGGGUGGCCCCUGCAUCCGCGGCCCCGGGCAGCCCCUGCGCGUGGGGAACCCGGGAGGCGGAGGGGCGUGCUGAGCCGGCGCGGGCGGUACUGAAGGGACAGCUCCCGGGGACAGGCGGCAGAGCGCGCAGCGGGUCCGCAGCCCCCAGCCCGCGGCAAGCCGGGCUGGCUCAUGGUCCCCGAAGCAGCGGGCCAGACGGAGGCUCCUGCGGCCGCCGGGCCCACGGGGAUGCCCCGCGGGUGAGGCAGCCCCCAGCUUCCAGCCGCGUUCAUGGCGGUGGCCAGGAAGAUCAAAACUUUGCUGACGGUCAACAUCCUGGUGUUCGUGGGCAUCAUCCUCUUCUCGGUGUACUGCCGCCUGCAGGACCGCUCAGAGGGGCCGGUGCAGAUCGUGCGCAGCGCCGACCGCCGGGUGCGCAGCCGGCACGCCACGGUGGGCGCGCUGGCGGAGCGCGAGGCCAUCCUGCAACGCCUCGACCACCUGGAGGAGGUGGUCUACACCCAGCUGAACGGGCUCGCCAAGCCCAUCGGUCUGGUGGAGGGGCCGGGCGGCCUGGGCCAGGGCGGCAUGGCGGCCACACUGCGUGACGACAGCCAGGAGACAGAGGGCAAGUUCGAGGAAUACGGGUACAACGCACAGCUCAGCGACCGCAUCUCCCUGGACAGGACCAUCCCUGACUACAGGCCCAAAAAGUGCAGACAGAUGACCUACUCGGACGACCUGCCCCAGAUCUCCGUGGUGUUCAUCUUUGUCAAUGAAGCCCUCUCGGUCAUCCUGCGCUCCGUCCACAGCGUGGUCAACCACACGCCCUCCCAGCUCCUCAGGGAGGUCAUCCUGGUGGACGACAACAGCGAUAACGUGGAACUCAAGCUCCACCUGGACCAGUACGUCAGCAAGAGGUACCCGGGCCUUGUGAAAAUCGUCCGAAACGGCAGGAGAGAAGGCCUGAUCCGGGCUCGCCUGCAGGGCUGGAAGGUCGCCACGGCCCCUGUCGUGGGCUUCUUCGACGCCCACGUGGAGUUCAGCGUGGGCUGGGCCGAGCCCGCCCUCUCGCGGAUCCGGGAGGACCGCCGGCGCAUCGUCCUGCCGGCCAUUGACAACAUCAAGUACGACACAUUUGAGGUGCAGCAGUACGCCAGCGCUGCCCACGGCUACAACUGGGGCCUCUGGUGCAUGUACAUCAUCCCGCCCCAGGACUGGCUGGACCGUGGUGACGAGGCAGCGCCCAUCAGAACCCCGGCCAUGAUCGGCUGCUCCUUCGUGGUGGACCGGGAGUACUUCGGGGACAUCGGCCUGCUGGACCCGGGCAUGGAGGUGUACGGUGGGGAGAACAUCGAGCUGGGCAUGAGGGUGUGGCAGUGCGGCGGCAGCAUGGAGGUUCUGCCCUGCUCCCGCGUGGCCCACAUCGAGCGUACCAAGAAGCCCUACAACAACGACAUUGACUACUACGCAAAGCGCAACGCCCUGCGGGCGGCCGAGGUGUGGAUGGACAGCUUCAAGUCCCACGUGUACAUGGCCUGGAACAUCCCCAUGAGCAACCCCGGCGUGGACUUUGGGGACGUGUCCGAGCGGCUGGCCCUGCGCCGGAGGCUGAAGUGCCGCAGCUUCAAGUGGUACCUGGACAACGUGUACCCGGAGAUGAGGACCUACAACGACACGCUCACGUACGGAGAGGUGAGAAACAGCAAAGCCAGCGGCUACUGCUUGGACCAGGGGGCAGAAGAUGAUGACCGUGCCAUCCUGUACCCCUGCCACGGGAUGUCCUCCCAGGUGGCUGGGUAGACGGUGGUCCUUUCCCAGCAAGCCCUGCUGUGGAGCGAGCAGUGUGGGGCCAGCCGCGGAGGUGUCUGGGGCAGCGAAUCGCGUGGCUGAGUGAGGUGUGGGUGUUCCAAGGACGCCGCGUGACGCCUGGGGGAGCGCCCCCCUCCACCUGCGAGUGGACCCUGGGGCGGCCGGCAGAAGCGGCCUCGCUGCUGGAACCAGGGUGGAUGUGGACACAGGUGGACGGGGAGGCCAGUCCACAGGACCGUGCCCCACGGAGAGGUCGGUUGGACCCAUGUGCCCACCAGGCCGGACACGCCCGUGGUGGUGUCUCCUUUGCAAAUGACUUCAGUCGGUUUGGUCUCAGUGGAGGCUGCUGAGGUGUUCAUGGGGACAAGCUACAUCCCCAAACCCCGAUCCCCGGCUGUGUUAGUGUCCUGGGGCCAACUGGGAACUGGUUUAAAUGACAGGUGUUUAUCCUCUCAGCUCUGGAGACCAGAAAUCUGAAAUCACGGCCUGGGCAGGGCUGUGCUCCCUCCUGAGGCUCUAGGCCCACCCUUCCCGCCCCGGUGGUCCCACAGUUCUUGUCUGGUGGCCGCAUCCCUCCAGGCUCUGCCUCCGUCAUCGCGUGGCCUGGGCGGGCCUGUGGCUGAGUCUUCACCCUGCCUUCUCCUUGUGUCUCUGUUUUCUCUGCUUAUCAGGAUACCAGUCAUGUUGGAUUAGGGCCGCCCUGACCCAGUAUGACCUCAUCUUACCUUGAGCACUUCUGCAACGAUCCUAUUUCCAGAUAAGGUCACAUUCACAGGUGCCAGUUAGGACUUCAACAUGACUUCUGGGGGGAAGCAGUUCAGCCUACAACAUAAAGAAAGCCAGUCUCGGACCAAAAUCUGCACACGUACAGAUGGUUAGUAAACAGUCUUCAGGGAGCAGACACAGACCAGUGCAUGGACCCCUCACGAUGGGGCCCAGCCCUCUGUCCUCUGGUCACUGCGCUGGCCUGACCAGUGUGAGUGAGAGGGACACGGGGCAGGCGCGUCCACCCCCGUGUGGGCAUGGGACCCCUCCUGGGCUGGACUCGACAUAGCCUGGGGGUCGUUAGGAGGCCCUUCCUUUAACCUGUCAGGUUUUAUUCUGACCACUUUCAAGCUUCCAGAAAAGUAGAAAAGUCUUCAGAUGACCAACCACACACUCAUGGGGUCGGCAAAGAGCAGCCCGCCGGCCAAAGGAAAGUUUUUACCUUUUUACAGGUUUAUGGAGGGAAAAGAAGGGAAAACACGUGCAGCAGUAACCGUGAAGCACACGUGCUUGUCCCUGCCCCUCACAGACACGGGUCUCCACCCGAUCCUGAUACAGUGGUGUUCAGAUCGGGCCGUAUUUGCAUCAUUUAUUUUUUUCUGAGUCAUUUUAAAGCACGUUGCAGGCGUCAGGUCCUUUCACCUCAGAGUAUUUCAGAACGCAUCUCUAAAAGCACACGGCUUCCCCACAAGCCAGCGGCAACGCCUGUGGUCACCGAAGCCCUUCCCAGCCCGGCUCGCUGCCCCGCUCGGCGUCUGGGACAGACCUCCCUGAGCACGGGCCGUGCCGGCUCCCGGCACUGAGGCUCCCGCUUCCGAGCUCCGCCAGGGCUUACCUCCAAGGCUGAAGCUACAGGUGGCAGGGGCUCCGGCUGGGAGCUUGUGCUGGACAUUUCAGGGGCUGCGGACCCCAUAUUCAAAUCUCCGUGGCUUCAGAAAGUUUACAGAGAAGGGACACGAGCAUAUCUGUGACCACCUGUCCCCAGGCAGAAUGGCCCGCCAGGACCACAGUCUUUAUUUUACUCACAGAUCUGCAGCAGGACCCGCUCUGCACGGCACUGCCCAGGCCACCCGGCAGGCUGGUGAGGCCACGUCUGAGCCACCGUGAGCUGCCGCUCCGGGGCCUCGGCCCCUCCGCACACGGCCCCCCCCUGCUGCUCGGGCCUCCUCACCCUGGAGACGUGGGAGGUGCCACGCGCGUUUACGCCCCGCCCCCAGGAGGACGCAGGAGAGAACGUGGGCCCCAUGCUAAGUGGGGGUGGCAGAGUCGCAGGGCCGCGCGAACGUGCAGGGGAGGUGCUGCGCCACCAGGUUGUACUGGAAACACAGCAGAGGGCGCGCGAGCGCCCACUCUUCUGGGAGAGAAAACGCGAGAAAGGAGAGGAGAGAAGCACUUGACCGACCCCGGCACCUGCUGUGCUCAGCCUGCACUCCACACGCCUGUGGGUUCCCCACGGUGGCCCUGCCCGGCCGGCACUGUCAUCAUCUCCCGCUCACAGAUGAGGAAACCGAGGCACAGAGAGGUGGCGUGACUCGCCCAAAGCCACACAGCCGGGGAGCGGAGGAACCUAGAGCACUGGUUUCCUCGUGGGUGCACAGGCGUUACUGAGCUGGUGUUUGGCAAAUGACGUGACCUGGAACCAUGAACUUGGGGCGGCCUCCGGUUCGAGGGCAGACGGGCGGCCCGGGGCAUGUGUGAAUUCCUCCUCGUCUGAGGCCGAGGCUCUGGGCCCCAUGGAGGGAGGGGUCCGAGCAAAGCUCUGGGGAAGGAGUCCGAGAGCAUCCCGCUGGGGGAAUUUGUGGAAGAAAGGGGGCUGGGGCCGCAGGGCCACCGGAAGGCAUCCCCUGUGGGCUCCCCGCCCUCGGCCUCUCAGGCGCCCUGGGGCCGAGGGGGCUCCUUGGGGCCCGGCCCCUCCCCAGCAAGGCUGGCCCCUGACCGGGCUGGGCCCGCCCGCGAUGCCCCACCUAUUCCCUCCAGGGCCUCGGGUGGCCCCUGUGAGGCCAGCCCCGGCCCACCGCCCGCUCCGCCUC